Messenger RNA from Cadophora gregata, 930 nucleotides. RefSeq lists its product as uncharacterized. Bases 1 to 930 code for a protein of 309 amino acids. The transcript has a single exon. Lineage: Eukaryota; Fungi; Ascomycota; Leotiomycetes; Helotiales; Ploettnerulaceae. The record is from RefSeq and is a predicted model, not a curated record.
AUGUAUUGUUCUUUCGUUUCUUUUGCGCUCUUGGGGCUGGCUGGGUUGACGACGGCAGCGGAGAAUAACCCGGAUGUCACUUUCCUUUACCCCGCAGGUCCAGGACUGGUUCUCAAUUAUAUGGACACGGUCAAUGUUACCUACACGUCGCCCUUUGCGCGACCUCUACUCUACACAUUCUGCAAGAAGCCAACAGUAAAUCGAUAUUCACAAGUAUGGCCUCAGCAUCCAUUGAUCAGGGGUAUAUCACUAAGUAUCUACCUCACAGAACUCAUCCAGCACGUCGCUCCAAAGAAUGGGUCAACACUUGUCCUCCUCGGCUGGUCUGAUGUAAACUCCUGCUACUUUGAUCUCCGACCUACGAACAAAGCAGGAAAUGGGUCCAACAGCAACUACUUCAGCGUCAUACCCACCGCUCGCACCUCCCCAAUCCUCGUCGGCCUCAACCAAAAUGGAACAACUACCCCUGCAGCACCAACCAACACCGUCACCAUAUCUCCAGAUUCCUCGGAAGUAAGCUCAGGAGGAGGAGGAGGAUUGAGCAGCGGCGCCAAAAUCGGAAUCGGCGUUGGUGUUGCGCUGGGAGUGGUUGUGCUGGGACUUGCUGUCGGUGCAUAUCUGUUGAGGAGAAGGAAACAGAAGAAGACGGAGGCGGGUAGACAAUUAUUGAAUGUGGAUAAUGAGAGUGCGAAGUCUGAGUUUGGGGCGGCUGGCCAGAAUGACCAGUUUGUGCAUAUGCAUCCGAUGGCUUCGGAAUUACAAGGGAAGAGUCCUGUUCGUCAGACGCCACAGGAAUUGCCUGGGGAUUCGGUUGUUGAGAUGGAUUCUGGUGACAGGACGGUAGGAGAAUUGAGUGCUGAGAGCGAAGUAGGAGAGGCACAUGGCAGAGGGAGGAAUCCAGGAGUCAGGGAUGUGGGAAAUACUGGUUGA